Molecule: messenger RNA, 750 nt
Organism: Humulus lupulus (European hop)
Lineage: Eukaryota; Viridiplantae; Streptophyta; Magnoliopsida; Rosales; Cannabaceae
Exons: 2
Coding region: 1-750 (249 amino acids)
Molecular function (GO): zinc ion binding
Source: RefSeq, a predicted model, not a curated record
AUGGCUGAGUUGCAGAAAAUUAACUCUAAAAUGAUCACUUAUCUUUUGCAAGAAAAACCAGAAAGAUGGGCUCGACCAUUCUUUCCAACGAAAAGGUAUAACAUUCUUACAAGUAACAUUGUUAAGUCUACAAAUGCAGCAAUUGUGCAUGCGAGAGAAUUGCUUAUAUCCUCAUUAAUAGAAGCUGUGAGAGAGAUGCUUCAAAUAUGGUUUUCAACAAGAAAACAAGUGGCAAUCGACCAAUUUAUUGAAGUGACAAAAUGGACAAAUGAUGAAAUGGAGCUAAAAUUUGAUAUGGAAAAUGAAGAUGCAAUUGAUGCAAUGAAAUUUCAAGUUACAUAUGGUGAUCGAGUGUUUGUUGUUGACUUUGAACAUAAUAUGUGCACAUGUAAUAAAUUUCAACUAGAGGGAAUUCGAUGUGCACAUGCUAUCGCAACAAUUGAAAGCAAGUACGUGGAGAAGUAUAAUUUUUGCUCAAAUUGGUAUAGUAUUUCUGGUUUGAAAGGGACAUAUGCAGGUUCAAUUAAUCAUGCUCUGGAUAAACUUGAUUGGAGUGUCCUAGAUGAAAUUAAAAAAGAUAACAUGAUGGCUCCAAAAUUCAAAGUAAAACUAGGACGUCGUAAGAAAAAGAGAAUUCCAUCAACAGGAAAAUUUUCCAAGCGUGCUCGAAUAGUGAAGUGUGGAAAUUGUGGAAUAUUGGGGCAUAAUAGAAAGAAUUGUAGUAACCCACCAAUUCUAAAAGAAGGAUAA